ACAGCUGAUCACAUGUAAAUAGGGAAAUGUCAGCUAUUGGCAUUUCUCUCCCCACGAGCUGUCACGCUGCCUCUCAGUGCCACCCAUCAGUGCUAGUCAGGGUCACCUAUCAAUGCCAGUCAGUGCCACCUAUCAGUGCUGCCAAUCAGUGUCACCUAUCAGUGCCAUCAGUGCCGCCUAUCAGUGUGCAUCAGUGCCCCUCAGUGCUGCCUAACAGUGCCAGUCAGUGCCACCUAACAGUGCCAGUCAGUGUUGCCUAUCAGUGCCAGUCAGUGCCACAUAUCAGUGCCGCCUAUCAGUGCCAUAUAUGAGUGCUGCCCUUCAGUGCCCAUCAGUGAUGCCUGUCAAUGCCCAUCAGUGCCACCUACCAGUGC
Staurois parvus is the source of this 374-nucleotide messenger RNA. Lineage: Eukaryota; Metazoa; Chordata; Amphibia; Anura; Ranidae. The record is from the annotation of a GenBank genome assembly.